Molecule: messenger RNA, 1416 nt
Organism: Labrus mixtus (cuckoo wrasse)
Lineage: Eukaryota; Metazoa; Chordata; Actinopteri; Labriformes; Labridae
Gene: or41a3
Product: odorant receptor, family 41, subfamily A, member 3
Exons: 1
Coding region: 243-1259 (338 amino acids)
Biological process (GO): G protein-coupled receptor signaling pathway
Cellular component (GO): membrane
Molecular function (GO): olfactory receptor activity; G protein-coupled receptor activity
Source: RefSeq, a predicted model, not a curated record
UGAAUAAGUGCUAAACAAUUUGGAGAAAACAGGGGAUCAGGUAAGCUGCAUUCUCUGACUUUAAUUCAACAUACUGGGAGAAGAUUGUAUGCAUUCUGUUUGGUUUACUGUUUUAUCAGAUUGAAAUAUAUAACGGGCAUUUGAAUUUUUCUGUUAAAUGUAUCGCGAUUAAAACUGUAAACCUCUUUCAACAUUUGCAGACAAGAAGCUGUCCUUCAACACACAGGCUGUGAAGUCCAGAUAUGUCCUCUCUCAGGACUGUCUUUAACGAAUCUGUCAUUGUUCAUCCUCCAGGCUUUUACAUAGUUGGAUUUGAGACAUUUCCCUUUAUCAGUGUCUACUUCAUCUUUCUGGUGUUUGUUUAUGCUGUGACAUUGCUCUUCAACAGCUUGGUGAUCUGUAUAAUUGCUUUUGACCAUUGUUUACACACUCCAAAGUUUUUGGCAGUAGCUAACCUGGCCGUAGUUGAUGUAAUUCUUAACACGUGUACGAUUCCCAGCAUGAUAAAGAUAUUCCUGGUUAAGAACAAUUUCAUUCCAUACAACUUGUGUCUGGUGCAAAUGUUUUUCUACUAUGCUUUUGCGACUUUGGAGUCAUAUGCGCUUGCUGUUCUUGCCUACGACAGGUUGAUCGCAAUUUGUUUCCCUUUGCGUCAUAGCUCCAUUAACACACUGCGGAGCAUGUCUUAUAUUUUGGGCAUGACUUGGGCUUUAGGUUUGGGAACCACUGUGUUUGCAGUAGUUAUAAUGACAAAACUGUCUUUUUGCAAUUCUGUCCAAGUGUUCAGCUAUUUCUGUGACUAUGCGCCUGUGUUCCGACUUGCUUGUAAUGAUUUCUCAAUGCAGUGGACCGUGGCCUCUUUGCUCGCCAUCCUGUUACUUGUGGGACCCUUUACUUUCAUAGUUCUGUCUUACGUCAGCAUCCUGGGGACUGUGUUCAGGAUGAAAUCUUUAGACAAUCGAGUUAAAGCUUUGGCGACUUGUAUUGAGCAUCUAAUUCUUGUUGCAAUAUUUUACAUUCCUCUCAUUACCAUUUUUACUAUUGGGUUUUACAUGCGUCUCAUUGACCCGGACCAGCGUGUGCUGAGUCUGUCUCUGGCAUCUUGUCUCCCACCCUGCAUCAAUCCUAUUGUAUACUCUUUGAAAACCAAAGAGAUUAAAGUAAGAUUCCUGGCACUUGUAAAAAACAAAAAAAUUCGCACAGACCACAAGAGCAAAAAUUGGAGGAUUAAUGACACAUCAAUGAAAUUACGGCGCUAAAUGUUUGUAUUGUGUUAAAAGAAAAAAACACUGUGGACUCUAAGAAUUAAAAUCCCAGUGUUUUUUUUUUUUGUUAAAUUACAUCAAUUUAACAGGAUUCAAGGUUAUAGGCACUUUGAUAGUUGUUGUGUGGAAGUCUGUUUCCCAUCAAUAUGCU